Messenger RNA from Trichosurus vulpecula (common brushtail), 3606 nucleotides. Its product is annotated as sialic acid-binding Ig-like lectin 10. The record is from RefSeq and is a predicted model, not a curated record. Gene Ontology annotation, molecular function: sialic acid binding. The transcript has 8 exons. Gene Ontology annotation, cellular component: plasma membrane. The coding region runs from base 35 to 1603 and encodes 522 amino acids. Lineage: Eukaryota; Metazoa; Chordata; Mammalia; Diprotodontia; Phalangeridae. Gene Ontology annotation, biological process: cell adhesion.
GGAGGUGCAGUCCUCAGUGACAGUGCAGAAGGGGAUGUGUGCCCACGUUCCCUGCACCUUCUAUGACGAUUCACUCUUACUCGAUGACCAUAUCACAGUUUAUGGUUAUUGGUUCAGAGAUGGAACUCAUGCUAUACGUGGCAGUCCCAUGGCCACCAAUAACCUAUUCCGGUGGGUGGAGGAGCACGCCGAGGGAAGAUUCCAUCUUCUUGGGGAUCCCAGCAUGAACAAUUGCUCUCUGAGUAUCACAGAUGCCCAAUCCUCAGACAGGGGGUAUUAUUUCUUCCGUUUUGAAAAAGGAAAUGUGAAAUACAGUUACAGAAAUCCGCUACUUUAUGUGAAUGUGACAGACUUGAUCCAGAAACCAGACAUCUCUGUUCCAGAGAUGCUAGAGUCAGGGAACCCAGUGACUCUCAACUGUACAUUUCCAUGGACCUGUGGGGAAAACAGAUCCUUCAAAUUCUCCUGGAUGGGGGCUGCCCUCUCCUCCAAGUCAGAGAGCUCUGGGGUAUCCCACUUCUCAGAGAUCUCCUUCAUCCCUGAGCCCCAGCAUCAUGGCACCAAACUCACCUGUCAGGUGACCCUUCCUGGAGGCCGUUUGAACAGAAAGAGAACCAUCCAACUCAAUGUAUCCUAUGCUGUGCAGAAUGUGUCCAUCACCGUCACCCAGGACAACAGGACAACAGUGUUUAUCCCAGAAAACAGCUCAGCUCUUUUGGUGCAGGAGGGACAGUCUCUUCUCCUGCUCUGUGCCACCAACAGCAAUCCCCCAGCUGCACUGAACUGGAUCCUGAGGGACCAAACCCUGGCCUCUUCCCAGCCCUCAGAUAAUGGUAUCCUGCACCUGGAUCUGCCGCAACUGAAGCCAGAAGAUGGAGGAAAUUACACCUGCCUUGCUCAGCAUCAUCUGGGCUCCAAGCAGGCCUCCCUGAACAUCUCUGUGCAGUAUGCCCCAAGGAUUCUCAGACCUUCUUGCUCAUGGGUCAAGGAGGGCUUGCUCUGUACCUGUUCUGUCCAAGCAGAGCCAGCCCCCUCCUUGCGCUGGUGGGUAGGGGGGAAGCCUGUGGAGGGAAAUACCAGCAACGACACCUUCCAGGUGACAUCAAACAGGUCUGGGCCGUGGGCCAACAGCAGCCUGAGUGUGAAGAUGGAGAGGGUCCCCAACAUCACUCUCAGCUGUGAGGGGAAGAACCCACAAGGGACCCACACCGUGCUCUUCCAUCUGGCACCAGAUAAGUCCGCGACACCUCUUGUGUUCCAAAAAAGUAUGAUCCUGGGUGUCCUCUGCGGAGCUGGCACCACAGGUCUGCUAGCCCUCUGCCUCCUUCUCAUUCUGGUAAAGAUGCUCAGGAAGAAAUCAGUGGUAGCAGCAGCAGGAGAAGAAUCCAGGGCACGAGUGGAGGACCCCAAGAGGCCAUCCUGGGAGGACCUGUCUCUCGAUCCCAUUUCACCAGCAGCAGACAUAGCCCCAACCCCAGCAGCUCCAGAGGAUGGACUAGAUGAGUCACAUUAUGCUUGCCUCAACUUCCAAGGAGCGAAAGUCAGAGAAGACCAUGUAUCCACUGAGCCCCUCACUGAGUACUCAGAGAUUAAGUUCAAAUGAGCAACUGUUGAGGCCUCAGCCUGGGUUCUAUGCUGGAUUGUUUGCAAGUCAUUUCUUCCCUGACAUUAUCAUAUUAUUCAUUCCACAAACAUAUUAAACACCUUCUCCAGACAGAUAUUGGAUAAGGCACAAUCCCCACGCUCAUGGAAAUUUCAGUCUAGUAAAGGGAUAAAACACAAGCCCAGUAUGGUGGCCCCUCCUCAAAGUUAGACUCUUCUUCACUGAUUGGGAUCCUCAGAGAGCCAUCUGCUACCUUGGGCUCCUUGGAUCACUUUUAUGGGCCACCAUACCUCUAACCCCAUAGCUUCUGAGCCCCCACCAGUGUGCUUCCCAAUAACAUUCAAAAGCACUAACAAGAACAAGAUUUGCAAAGCAUCCCUCUAUAAAACCUCAAACCCACUUUCCCACCAAUAAACACAGUGUAUAUCUGUAUUGAGGGAGAAAGGGAGCACUAAGUCUUAGUGAAUGAUAACGAGGCAUGUGUAUAACAAACAUGUGGCCAAGGUAACUUACAACUCUGGAACUGCAAAGCCUCAGUGACUUUUGUCUUUCCUGAAAUGCUCUUGCAAAGUUCACUGCUUAGCAUGGUACAUGUGCUAUAUUGCUGGCCUUGUUGCUAUGCUAGUCCAGGUCUGGGUCACUCUACUACUGAACAGUGCUAGCUCUUCACAGGGCAUAGCAUCUCAGUUGGAUAGGUCAGUCCCUUGGACUCACUUGGCCAAGUGUCUUUAUUGUUCCUUUGCUAAGCUGGGUUGGCUUGAUGAUUAGUGCUGCCAUAUCCAGAAUUUCCCAUUUCAGACUAUGCUCUAGGAGAGACACAGGAUUUGGAUGAGCCAAACUCUUCCCUCCAUGUAGCCUCCAGGCUAGCAAGGAAAUAAGAGACAAAUACAAGAACUGCUAAUAUGCCAUCAUAUAUAACAGCAUUAGUGAGAAACAGAGCAAAGUAAUGAGUAAGUCCCAGUAGUAAGGUCAUUUAUCAAACAUUUCAGCUUCAUGUUUACUAAGUAGCUACCAUGCAGGCCCUGGGUUUGGUGCUUGAGUAUUUCCAACCUAAUUUCACUUUUGAGGAAACUGAGAUUCAGAAAGAAACAGUAUCAAGUUAGACCUCAAAGGUUAUUAUGCCCAGCCCCCUCAUUUUAUGCCUCAGGUAAUUGAAGCCAAGGGAGAUUAAGUGACUUUCUCAAGAUAUACAUGUAUGUAGUAAAUAUCUGAGGAGAUAUCAAACCCAGGUCUUCCUCUCUCUGAGUCCAGAACUUUAUCCUUUAUACAGCACUGCACAAAAUAACACAACCAGCAAAGGAUAAGGCUAGAACUCAAACUCUCACUUAUUAAUGUCUAUCUUCUUUCUUUCCUUCUUUCCUUCUUUCUUUCUUUCUUUCUUUCUUUCUUUCUUUCUUUCCUUCCUUCCUCCCUUCAUUUCAUCUUUUCUUUCCUCCUCUUCCUGUUUUCUUUCCUUCCUUUCUCUUAUCGUCUCUGACUCUGUAUUUUUAUCUCUGUCUUUCUCUCCUAUGAUUUCUUCAGCAUAGGGAUAUUGCUACUUCUAGCUUUAAAGACAUAGUUACCUGAAUUGCCUAGGUUGCUUAGAGUUAAAUGACAUGCUCAGAAUCACAAAGCUAGUGGAGCCCAAAGAUGGUACAGCACUGGCUCUGAAAUUACAGGAUCUGGGUUCAAAUCCUACCUUUAUCACUUCUUACCCUUUGUGACCUUGCACAAAUCUCCUAUUCUGCUUGGCUUGAAAUUUGCUCACUUCUAAAAUGAAGGGUUUGCCCUAGAUCAUCUUGAAGGUAGCAUAUGCCUCCAAAUCUAUGAUCCCAGUUUUCCUGGUGGGGAGGCCAACUCUACCCUAGAUUUACCUUGCAAUGAAUUAACUGUUUAUAUUGUAUCUCCUCUUCCCCACACUCUAGGGAAAUGUGAGCUACUUGAGGAAAGGCCCUACCUUCUUCCUUUUGUCUCCCCAGUGCCUUCACUACAAUUCAUAUUUAAUAAAUCUUUGCUUAAUCAAA